Messenger RNA from Cryptomeria japonica (Japanese cedar), 2364 nucleotides. Its product is annotated as aspartic proteinase 36. The transcript is spliced from 10 exons. The coding region runs from base 512 to 1987 and encodes 491 amino acids. Lineage: Eukaryota; Viridiplantae; Streptophyta; Pinopsida; Cupressales; Cupressaceae. Gene Ontology annotation, biological process: proteolysis. The record is from RefSeq and is a predicted model, not a curated record. Gene Ontology annotation, molecular function: aspartic-type endopeptidase activity.
CUGUGUGCUUUUUACGUUCUGGAGGGAGGUUUGCUUACCGGAUAAAGUUUAAAUAAAAGAUAACACUUGGUGUUCACUAAUGAGCAAGACUGAAGACUAAAUCUACAAUGAUUGGAGUCUGUGAGGGCCCAGUUAACGGACCGACUCUAAGCUAACCUCAGGCAGCCCCACCGGCAAUAGACGGUGACCAUUGGAUUUGAAAGCCACUUCCCUGUCAAGUCCGAGCAAAUUUUACGCUACUUUUCAAAUGGGGUGGAAAAUUGUUAUUCGCCUUUACCUGCUUUGCAAACAUAUCUUUAUCAAAAGUCCACCUCUAAAUUUGUCGCCUGCUUCCGGAAUCCUUGGUUUGCAUUUUGGAGCUCUGGAUGUUCAAAUCUAUCGAAGUUUAUAGAAUCAUUGUUCGUGUUCUUUUUCUUAAUUAAUUUUUCUUGUUUGAUUUCUGAGUUAUGCAAAUCGCACAGCAGACGUGUUGCAGACGUUUUUACUGGUGAAUUGAAAGUUGCAAUUCGGAAUGUUGGGGGUUGGGCUUAUUCUGAUAGGGUUUAUCAGUAGUUUGAGUCUUCCAGCGGUCAGCGCUUCAGCCAUUCUAAAAUUGCAGCAUAUCUAUGCGAACAAGGAGGGGAGAGGAAUGAGUAAUGAGCAAUUUCAGAUGCUCAAAGCUCAUGACAGAGGGAGACACAGUCGCAUGCUCAAUUCUGUUGUCGCCUUUCCUCUCGGAGGUUCGUCCGAUCCUUUCAUUGCAGGGCUUUACUAUACGAAGGUUGUACUUGGCACGCCUCCAAGGGCAUAUUAUGUACAAAUCGAUACCGGGAGUGAUGUAUUGUGGGUGAAUUGCAGGCCUUGCAAUGCAUGCCCGGUCACCAGUGGACUCGGGAUAACACUUAAUUUUUUUGAUACCCAAGGAUCAUCAACAACCUCACCAUUGCCAUGUGAGGAUGCCAAAUGCAUUGCAUCAAAUCAAAUUUCGGACUAUCUUUGCACAUUGCCUGAUCAUUAUUGUGGUUACAACUUUGCAUAUGGUGACGGAAGUUCCACUCUUGGUUACUACGUGUCUGAUCUUUUCCAUUUUAAUCAAAUUGUUGGGGAUGAUGAACCAUACAAUACUUCUCCCUCAAUAAUCUUUGGGUGCAGCUUCAACCAAUCUGGUGACUUGACAAAGCCAGAGAGGGCUGUGGAUGGAAUUUUUGGAUUUGGGCAGCAUGAGCUGUCUGUGGUUUCUCAACUUCAUUCAAAGGGAUUAGCACCAAAUGUAUUUUCCCACUGCUUACAAGGACCGGAUCGUGGUGGUGGUAUCAUGGUACUUGGAGAGAUUAUAGAGCCAGGAAUAGUUUAUACACCUAUAGUCCAAUCACAGGCGCAUUACAAUUUAAAUCUUCUGGGUAUUGCCGUGAAUGGGCAGAACCUGCCUAUUGAUCCUCAAGUUUUUACUACAACAAACACUCGUGGAACGAUUGUUGAUUGUGGAACUACACUAGCAUACCUAGCAGAGGAAGCAUAUGAUUCCUUUUUCAACACAAUUGUUGCUGCGGUAUCAAAAUCGACACAACUUGUUAUGUACAAAGGAGACCCAUGCUUCUUUAUUUCUAAUAGCAUUGAUGAGAUUUUCCCCCCUGUUACCCUGUACUUUGAGGGUGCGGCUAUGGAAUUGAAGCCUCAAGAUUAUCUUGUUCAACAAACAACAUCUGACAAUACUCCCAUAUGGUGUAUGGGCUGGCUGAAGAGUGGAGCUCAUACAAAUGAUAAGAAAAUGACAAUAUUGGGAGAUCUUGUUCUUAAAGACAAGAUUUUUGUGUAUGAUCUGGAAAACCAGCGGAUAGGGUGGACCAACUAUGAUUGUUCCUCAACUGUUAAUGUAUCAACAGCUCCUGAUGAUAACAAGUCUAUUCACUCUGCAACGCUAAAUGGCAGUGGUAGCCCACCAUCCAAAUUGCAGAAAGAGCCUGCUACAACAAUUUAUUUUUUGAUUUUGUUGUUUUGUAUAUUAUGAUUCUUAAUGGCAAUAAAUGAGCAGUUUAUCAUUCUUGUAGUGAGUAUUGGCGAAAUGUCAAUCCGAUUAUUUAUUUAUAUUAUUUACCACCUUGUAAAGGGAGUGUAGAUAAGGCCAAGCCUACAAAGAGUCAAGGGCAAUUCAUGUGACGCUAGCCAGCCGGGAGAUUUAUGUUCAAAGCAAAUUGGUCUUGGGGAUGUUCUCUCUUUUUGGCCAUCACCGUUUACAAACAAGAAGAGAAUCACACCCUCUUACUAUGUAAUCAAACCACAUACGAUAAUGGACUUUUUGAAGGAAACCAACAACUGCCUUGUACUUGAAGGUAAAAGGAAAUGUCAGUUUGUCCAUUUUAAGAAAGAUACUAGAAUGCAUGUUUA